Plasmodium falciparum 3D7 is the source of this 954-nucleotide messenger RNA. RefSeq names its product EMP1 trafficking protein PTP7 (gene PTP7). The record is from RefSeq and is a predicted model, not a curated record. NCBI's taxonomy places the organism in Eukaryota, Apicomplexa, Aconoidasida, Haemosporida, Plasmodiidae.
AUGGCAAAAGAUAGUCAAAAGAACUUGAAUGUUUCUAAUAAUAAUAACGUCCAAUGCACCAUGGGAAGAUCAAGCCAGAACAUAAAUAAAUCCGAUUCAAAAGGAAAAAUAAAAAGGUGCACUUAUGCCUAUAAAAUUUUAUUAUGUACAAUUUUUAUCUGGAUAUGUCAAUGUUUUUAUAAUAAAUCAUAUUAUGUAUAUAAAAAAGACGGAAGAAGAAAUAAAGGAAAGAAAAUAUUAGGUAUAAGAAUUAAUAAAUCCUUAGCCGAAAUGGAUCAUACAAAAUAUCACCCAGAAUAUUAUGAUGAAGUUCAAGAAAAUUAUGACCCUUAUUAUGGAGUUAAUCAAUAUAGUGAUGAAUGUGAAUCAUACAAAUCCGAAGAUGAUGAUUCUGAAGAAGAAUAUUAUAAUAGUACGCCUCGUGUGACUGUGUUGGAACCCCAAACGGAGAAUAGUGAAGAUGAGGAAAAUUAUGAAAAGACUAUUGUAGAUGAACUUAAUGAAUUACCAAAUGAUAAAAAAGCUUUAAUAUUAUCUUAUAUAAGAAAUGGAAAUGAUAAUAAUAUGCAAUUAUUACCGUAUGCAAAUAAUAAUAAACAAAAUACCCAAGAAAAUAUAUCUCGUAAUAAAGAGUUCUUUAGACAUUUUGUGGAUUUCAUUAAGGGAUAUAAACUUUUUGAUUCACCUGUUUUAAAUGCAUUACUACCCUUUAUAUUUAUAGCUUUUGUAUAUUGUACAAUCACAAUGUUAGUAGGUAACGUACGUUAUAUUAUAGCACUUUAUAUAUUAGCAAAAAUAUUAAAAAUGCAUUAUGACUACAAACAUAAAGAGAAUAAUAAUAAUAAUAACAACAAUAAUAAUAAUAACAACAAUAAUAAUAACAACAACAAUAAUAAUAAUAACAACAAUAAUAAUAACAACAACAAUAAUAAUAAAAAAUCAAAAAAAAAUUAG